Hibiscus syriacus is the source of this 1598-nucleotide messenger RNA. RefSeq names its product probable protein phosphatase 2C 76. NCBI's taxonomy places the organism in Eukaryota, Viridiplantae, Streptophyta, Magnoliopsida, Malvales, Malvaceae. The record is from RefSeq and is a predicted model, not a curated record. Gene Ontology annotation, molecular function: protein serine/threonine phosphatase activity; cation binding. Gene Ontology annotation, cellular component: cytosol; nucleus. Gene Ontology annotation, biological process: protein dephosphorylation. The transcript has 9 exons. Bases 378 to 1448 code for a protein of 356 amino acids.
CACUCUCUGUAUAGUGAGUGGUCUCUUCACAUCGCUUUCUCCCCUCUACCUCUCUCUCUCUAGGGUUUCAGAUUCUUCUCGCGUUUUAUAUUUUUUCUACAAUUUGCUACGCGGUCGAUGUCCACUGGUCUCCACUUCAGAUUCAGAUCCUCUACGUGUUCUAACCUCGAACCGAUCCGAUCCCUUUUUUAAUCCAAAUUUCUGGACGAGAAAGAUCCCCUUUUUUUUGUUUAGUUUCGUUUAGAUUUGAUCGCGAAAUGAUGCACUUUUGAUUAUUUAUCAGCUCAGCAAAUGAAUUAAUUACAACGAAAACCGAUUCAUUGUGCGUGGCUUUGAAGAUCUGGCUGUAGAAAGACAUAAGUGGGACAACAGUUUAGAUGGUAUGCAACAGUUGUUUAAAGAGUGUAAUUAUUCAAACUAGGCAGUUAGGGACAAUAUUAACCCGGAAAAGGCUGCAUUUACGAAGUACUGCAAGGACUUUAUAUGCCGGUGGUGUUGGAUCAACUUUUUCGUGGAAUCGUGACUUUCGAACGAGUACUAAGAUGAUGGUUGAUUCAGGUGCCGCGGCAAGCCAGGGUCCUGUUGUCCAUAAAUUCCCUGAGAAUGAUGAUGGUGGAUAUGUUAGUGGAGGGUGGAAAAGUGAGGAUGGAAAACUAAGCUGCGGUUAUUCAAGCUUCAGGGGAAAGAGAGCAACCAUGGAAGAUUGCUAUGAUAUCAAAACUUCCAAGAUUAAUGAGCAGACAGUCUGCUUGUUUGGAAUCUUUGAUGGGCAUGGUGGUUCUCGUGCUGCUGAGUAUUUGAAGCAACAUCUUUUUGAGAAACUAAUGAAGCAUCCACAGUUCACGACUGACACCAAACUUGCAAUAAGUGAAACAUAUCAACAGACUGAUGCAGAUUUCUUGGAUUCUGAAAGAGAUACUUAUCGAGAUGAUGGUUCAACUGCUUCAACUGCAGUGUUGCUUGGUAACCAUCUAUAUGUUGCCAAUGUUGGAGACUCACGGACUAUAAUAUCAAAGGCUGGAAAAGUUAUCCCACUUUCUGAAGAUCAUAAACCAAAUAGAAGUGAUGAACGGAAGAGAAUUGAAAAUGCUGGAGGGGUUGUUAUGUGGGCAGGAACUUGGAGGGUAGGAGGUGUAUUAGCUAUGUCUCGAGCUUUCGGUAAUCGAAUGUUAAAACAAUAUGUUGUUGCCGAACCAGAGAUUCAGGACCAAGAGAUAGAUGAAGAGUUUGAAUUUCUUGUGCUUGCUAGUGAUGGAUUAUGGGAUGUAGUGCCUAAUGAGGAUGCUGUUUCGCUUGCUCGAGUAGAAGAAGAACCAGAGACGGCGGCUAGAAAGUUGAUAGAGACAGCAUUCACCCGAGGGAGUGCCGACAAUAUAACAUGCAUCGUGGUGAGGUUCCACCACGACAAGGCAGAUCGACCCAGUCCCGAGCCCCAAGCGCGUGAUUAGAAAUCCUUGUAGUACUGCAUAUGCAUGUUUAGAUUCAUUGGAAAUUUAGUUUUUAAGCUUGAAAUCUGGCCAAUGUGCAUAUAUAACAAGGUGACUAUUUACUCAUUCAUACUCGUGGAAUACAUGGACCGAAUGCCCUGUUUGUUCCCA